AUGAGAAAAGCAGAGGUGCAGAUGACCCUGAAAAAAGGGGCAGAUGAAGCAGCGGCACCCCCAAGCCCCAUCAUCCCCCCAAAACGGUCCAAAGCCAGCCCAGAGCAAGUUGUUUCAGAACCUCGAGGAACUGGUCAUCCAAACCCAACUCCCCCUGUUUUUAUACGCAAAAUGAGGAACGCUGCCGUAGGGACAGGCUGUGACAUCCGUCUCAAGGUGACUGUGGCUGGAGACCCCCAGCCAUCCCUGUACUGGUACCACAAUGAGGACCUCCUCAACAUGGAGAACCAGGAGUAUGGAGGGCUCUGGAUUAGGGAUUGCAAACCAAGUGAUGCUGGCCUCUACACCUGCAUUGCCAAUAAUCACCUGGGAGAGGCUCGGAGCAGCGCUGUACUUGCUGUCUUGGAUCUGGGUGAAGAUUCCGAAACAACAGAGGAUGAAGGCGGAGACCAAUUUGAGACCAAAGAAGAUGUUGGGGAUGUUGAGGACCAGGCUGUGCAUACAGAUUUUGCUUCAAAUUUCAGGAGUCAGUCAGAGGAUUUUUCAAGAGAUUCUCCGCCACAAGUCCUCCCACCGCCAUCCCCAAGACUCGUCAAACGCCCCUCCACCUCUCCAAUGCCAAGUCGCUCUGGUUCAACGACACCUCUCAGCUUUCGAAAGAAAAUUGUUGUGCCAACUGAAUACCAAGACACAGUGCCUGGGGAGUUUGAAGAAAAGGUUAAGCAACCAAAAUCUGUCUCCCAAAGUAACACCCAGGACUCCCGCCCACAGACUCCACUGAGUGAGUACUCCCGCAAAGAAUUUACUCUCAGACCAUCUCCAAAGCUUACCAGGGCAAGCUCAAAGGUUUUUGAGAAGGUCCGUGGCUUAGAAGAGCGGAGACGAAGCCUUGAUAUUCCAGAAGGUUCCAUCUCGGGAAGAUCCUGGGCAGGGUUCAAUCGUGCUGGAUCUGUUGAUUCAGAUGAUGGAGGAAGCCGGUUGGGCAUCUCUAGAGAAAGUUCAAGGGAAGAUCUUAGGGAGGCUCUGAAAGAGGAUGCUGCUGAGCGGAGAUCUAUGUUUAGACAACGAGCUGCUUCACUGGAGGAGAAACCUCGCUACUCUCAAAAAGUUCAGGACAUUGAGAACAAGUUCACCGAGGAGCUCCAACGCAUUAAGAAACUUGUUGGAAAACCUCAUAUGAAGAAAUCGUUUUCAACUGAACAGCUCACCCUGAAGGGCAAGCAGCGCCAGCCUUUCAGGAAAAUUGAACCUAUUCCUCCCCAAGUCCUCCAAAAGCUUCAGGAAAGGGAACGUACCCAGUGGUCAAAGGAACAGAGAGAAAAGGAUUCAAGGCAGCAACCAAUGCAGCAACAACAGCAAACACAGCCAGAACAGCAUAAAUCCCAUCCCCAAAAGACAACAACUGUAACAGUCAGUAGAUUUGGAGAGGUUGCAGGCACCCCAGAGUCAAUGCAGUUAUCUGACCUACCAGGACAACGAUCAGUGAGAGAAUUAAGUAGAGUCAGUCCUGUUACAGAAAUCAUUCAGAGAUCAUCAUCACCAGCAUUAUAUCAUCAACAAAGGGAAGAGUCGCCAAGCGGAAAUAUUGCUGAGAUGACGUUACGCAAGGUUGAACGAAGGCCACCAAGUCCACUUGUACAAAGAGUAUCUCGAAUGCAGGAAUCCCCGCACAUCCAAGAAUCUCUUGUGCAAACAUCACAAAAGGAUGAAACUUCAGGGAGAAAGACACCAAUAGAAGUAGUAUUAAGAAAAAUUGAAAACAGACCUGAAAGUCCACUGGUAAAAAAAAGGACAGUCAUUGUACAAGAUCUUCCUCCUCAACAUCCUCCUAAACCCCCAAGGAUGUCACCAGUCACUCCAGUGGAGGAGAAAAUGGAAAUGGAGCUCUCCAAACCAACAUCUAAGAUAAAAGUCCCUACCAUUAUUAUUGAAGAUGAAAAAAUGGAAGUAGAUGUUCCUCAGAAAACAAGUGACCCUCAGCCAAUUCCGACUAGUGCCAAAGAGGGACAACAGCAGAAGACCAAAGGAAAAAACCGUCGCCCUCGACCCAUGUCUCCAGAGUUAGAUUCUUCAGAUGAUUCUUAUGUGUCGGCUGGAGAAGACCCAAUGGAGGCCCCUGUAUUUGAGUUUCCCCUCCAGGACACUGUUGUAUCUGCUGGUGCAGAUGUGCUACUAAAAUGCAUCAUCGCUGGAACCCCCAUUCCUGAAGUUACCUGGACAAAAGACAACACUAACGUCAUCGGCUUUGUAAAUUACACAGUCAAAGUGGAGGGUGAACGACACAGUAUGCUCAUCAAAUCAGCUAAAAUAAGUGAUGGUGGAAAAUACUGUGUAACUGCUGUUAAUCAGAUGGGAAAAGCCUCCAGCAGUGCUACCCUUAUUGUUAAAGCAGAGCCUGUACAGGAGCCUAAAGGAAACCUGGGUGUGCCCAUGGAUAUCAGCAGCCCUAUUACAUCUGAUGAGGAGUAUCUCAGUCCCCUGGAGGAGGGCAUGGAUUUUGGAGGGCCAGAGCCAAGGCGAACUAUUGACACACGAUUCAGGAAACCCCCUGCAUUCCUGGUAACAAUGAGUGAUCAAGCUGUCAUUGAAGGACAGGAAGUCACCAUGUCUGUCCGAAUAAGUGGACAACCCAAACCCAUGCUCUAUUGGCUGAGGGACAGAGUCACAGUAAAAACAGGCCCACGUCAUAUUGUACGUGAGACAGAAGAUGGCAAUUUUGAAAUGACGAUCAAGUCUGCAGUGAGGUCAGACUCUGGCAUUUACACCUGUAAGAUCAUUAAUGAAUACGGAACAAAGCAGUGCGAAGGAAAGAUGGAGGUAAAAGCUCCACCAGUUGAGCCAGGACUAGCUGUCAUCCGCCCGGUCAAGGACAUCACAGCCAAGGCUGGGGAGACGGUUUUGUUCGAGUGUCACGUCAUUGGACCGAAAGACACCGAUGUGGACUGGCUCGCAGAUGGGAAGCUGAUCCAGCCGGCAUUGCUCAACUGUAAGAUGCACUUUGAUGGGAGAAAGUGUCGACUACUGCUCAACUCAGUACAUGAGGAUGACAGUGGCACAUACAUGUGCAAGCUCAGCACAGCCAAAGAGGAAGUGACCUCAUGUGGCAAACUCAAAGUCAUCCCCUCCACUGAACCGCUCUUCACUCGCAAGUUGGAUGUGCUGGAAGUGAUUGAAGGGCGUAAUGCUCGAUUCGACUGCAAAGUCAGUGGGACACCAUCUCCUAAGGUCACAUGGAGUCACUUCGACCAUCCACUCACAGAAAGUGAGGACAUUCGUAUUCUUCAGGAGGGCGGCCGCCACUCUCUCAUCAUUUCUCACGUGACCAACGAUGAUGAGGGUUUUUACACUGUCAUAGCCCGUAACAGUCAUGGCGAGGCGGAGAGCUCCGCUGAACUUUACAUACAAGAGCCACGGCCAGCCAUCUCCUCGCAGAUGGCUAAACUAGAGAAGAUGCCGUCCAUCCCAGAAGAGCCAGAGGUCCCAGAGAAUGAGGUGGAACGUUUCACCAUGCCCGACUUCAUCAAACCCCUUUACGACCUGGAUGUGAUCGAGGGAAAGGAGGCUGUGCUCAAAUGCAAAGUGGCUGGUUUGCCGUACCCCACCAUCGUCUGGUUCCACAAUGGCAAAAGGAUUGAGAGCACCGAGGACAGGAAGAUGACACAGUUUCGUGACGUCCACAGCCUGGUCAUCCGCUCUGUGUGCCAUGCCCACGGUGGCGUCUACAAGAGUGUCAUCUCUAACAAAGUUGGCAAGGCCACCUGCUACGCUCAUCUCUAUGUCACAGAUAUUCUCCCUGACCCUCCUGAUGGGACUCCAGUGAUUGAAUCCAUCACUGGUAAAACCAUCACCUUAAGCUGGAAGAAACCAAGGAGGCUGGACCCUUCGAUUGAUCCCAGCUCCGUGAUGUAUGCCAUUCAGCAACAAGCCCUGGGCUCCAUCCAGUGGAUCAUCAUAGCUUCUGGCCUGAAGGAGACCACUUACACCAUCACCACCCUCUCCAAAGCAGUGCGCUACGCUUUCAGGGUCCUCACCAUCACCUCCAAGGCUUUCAGCAAGCCCUCGACUGCCACCGACCCGGUGCAGCUCCUGGACCGAGGUCCCUAUCUUCAGGAGGCUCCAGUGAUUAUUGAUAAGCCAGAAAUUGUAUAUGUGAUGGAAAACCAGUCAGUCACCAUCACUGUUACUCUCAAUCAUGUCAACGCUGCAGUUCUCUGGAAGAGGAGGGGAUUGGUCCUGGCCAGCAAGCUAGGCCUGUAUGAGAUGACAAUGCCAGAUGACGACCAGCACACACUGAAGCUGCUGAAAGUGAAGAGUGCUGACAUCGGAGAGAUGUUGUUUGUGGCCUCCAAUAAGUAUGGCAGCGACAGCUGCACCUUCAGCGUUGAGAGGGCAGCUCCACCAACAUUUGAAACUAUCAUGGAGGACUUGGAUGUUUGUGCUGGAGAGACCCCUCGCUUUGCUGUGGUUGUGGAGGGCAAACCUAUUCCUGACAUCCUCUGGUUCAAGAAUGAUAUCCUGCUGUCCGAGGGCAGUCAUUACACAUUUGUGUAUGAUGAUAACGAAUGUUCCCUGGUGGUCCUAAACGCUUGUACAGAAGACUCUGGGGUGUACACCUGCACUGCCAGGAACUUAGCAGGAUCUGUGUCUUGUAAAGCUGAACUCACCAUUCAUCAAGCUAAAAGUAAAGAGGAUCCUGUGGACGAUGAGGAGACUAUUCUAAGGAAGAUGCGCAGACUGACAGACUACUAUGAAAUCCAUAAGGAAAUUGGAAGAGGUGCAUUUUCCUAUGUGAAACGUGUGAUGCAGAAGGUAGGAAAAAUGGAGUAUGCUGCGAAGUUUAUGUCCACACGGGCCAAGAGGAAGGCUUCUGCUCUGAGAGAGAUGAAGCUGCUUUCCAAGCUCGACCACGAGAGAGUCCUUUACUUUCAUGAUGCCUUUGAGAAAAAGAAUGCAGUCAUCAUCAUCACUGAAAUGUGUCACGAAGAGCUGCUGGACAGAUUUAUAAGGAAAUCUACAGUAAUGGAAUCUGAUGUACGGUCAUGUAUUAGACAACUGCUCGAGGGGUUGGACUACCUUCAUCAUUUAAACAUCAUACACCUGGAUAUCAAGCCUGAUAACAUCCUCAUGGCAGAUCCCCAUGGUGAUCAGAUCCGAAUCUGUGACUUUGGCAACACCGUGGUGAUCACGCCUGAUGAGGCGCAGUACUGCAAAUAUGGCACACCGGAAUUUGUUGCACCAGAAAUUGUCAAUCAGACCCCGGUGUCAAAAGCAACAGACAUCUGGCCAGUUGGAGUUAUUACAUAUCUGUGUCUGACAGGAGUUUCUCCAUUUGCUGGUGAGAAUGACCGCAGCUCUGUGCUGAACAUCAGGAACUAUAAUGUCGCCUUCGAGGAGAGCAUGUUUGCUGACCUUUGCCGGGAGGCUAAAGGGUUCAUCAUAAAACUGCUAGUAGCAGACAGGCUGAGACCUGAUACUCAGGAAUGUCUCCGACACCCUUGGUUCAAGAUACUUAGCAAGGGGAAGGCCAUUAGUACAGAGGCCCUGAAGAAGUUUGUAUCUCGCAGAAAAUGGCAGCGUUCACUUAUCAGCUAUAAAUCAAAAAUGGUCAUGAGGUCCAUACCUGAGUUACUGAAUGAUUCCUCCAGCCAUAUCUCCAUCGCAGUUCCCAGGCACCUUAAAGAAAGUUCACCUUUGCCAUCAUCAUCCUCAGAUUCUGACGAAGACAUUGAUGAGCUGCCAUUUAUUCCGAUGCCACUCAACAUGGAAUUCUCUGGAUCAAGGAUGUCCCUGAACGACAUCCAGACUACCGAGCAGGAAACAGGAAAGCAGAAUGGAACUAAUAAAAGGUCCGGGUCCCCUGUUCAAGCACAGGAGGCAAAGGAGUGUGACCCUAAACAAAUGAACAAAGAAGGGGUUGAAAUCACAGGUAAGGGCCGCCAUCGGAAAAGGUCAUCACAAGACAAUGACAGGGGUUCCUCAGAUGAAGAACUACCUGCUGAACUGCCACAAAAGUCAGAGCUGUCUAGAAAACCACUGCGAAGGGGUUCAAGCAUGGAGUCAGACAAACCAGAGGGUGGACGGCGAAGAGGAGAGCUCAGGCGUGGAGGCUCAGCCGACAGUGCAUUGAUGCUCAGGAUUACACCCGAGGAAGGAGCUGGAGAAGGAAACCAAGAGGAAGGCAAGAGAGUUCUGAAGAAAGCUGUGUCUAUGGAACUACCCAGGAGGAGCACCAGCCCAGGCACUGCCAAGAUGAGUCAAGAAGACUACGCCCUUAAACUGGAGCUGAUGAGACAGCGACUGCUUCGUGGUGGCUCUGUAGACAACAAAAUGAGUGGACUGAGAGGACCACUGCUGGAAACAUUAGGAAUGGGAGAUGAAAAACGUGCAAUAUCCUCAGAUCGCUACUCUCGUACUGCUCGUUUGGGCCCACCACCACUAACUAGAGCUGCAUCCACUGAUUCCCCAAGGGAAGAAGUUCCCAAACCCAAAGUUUUGCGCAAAAGUGCUUCUUUCAGUCAAGGUGAUUCAGAACCCAUAGCUCUACACCGCCGGUCUGGAGCUCCUCUGGAGAUUCCCCUGGCACAGAUAGAAGAGAGAAGGCUUAAGGAAGCUAUAUCUAUGUCAUCUUUGACUGAGCAAACCAAGCUAGAUUCUCGUCCAGUGACUCCCAGGGAACCUUCACCAAAACCACCAACUCCAGAGUCUGUUGUGCAGGAGAGUCCUACCAAAACAGAAAGCGAGGAAUCACUAAUGGAGAGAGAGAUAAAGCCUGAUGAGACUAUAAAUGAAAAGAUGGAUGGGUUGACUACAGAUAGUAAUUUUGAUGAGAGAUCGAGCACAAGUGGUUUCUCAGAGAAGGACAUGAGCAUAUCAGAAGAACCAAUGAUUGAAUCAGAGUAUACGGGCCAGAGAAUUCCUACACCUCCUCCUGUGGUCCAAAACUCUAAACUAGAGGAGAAAAUGGAAGAGGAAGAAGAAAAAGAAGAGAUUAGUAAAGAAGAAGAGGAAAGAAUUGUCAAAGAUACUGUAGAAAAUGUAGAAGAGGAAGUAAAUAUGCCUGCUAAAUCUUCUGAGAUGCUCAUAACCACAAGCUCAGUUAUGAUGAGACCCACGCAAGAAUAUUCCCAUCCGUCAGAAAGUGUUGUGUCAACUUAUGUAACACCCUCGCUUCCUGCUCGAGUUGUUCUGCCAGAUGGAAGGACUUCAGCAUACGCUAGUAUAAUGCAGACCAUCAUGGUCCCUUCACUUCAGCCUCUCAAUGACUCACCUUUAGGUCCCUCUACUCCUGUUGUUGUUCCAACCACCUCACUGUCCUCAGUAUCAACUGAAACAUCAUCACCUGCCAGCAUAUCCUCUGCUUUACCAGGUGUGCUGAGGCCAGCCAUCAUGUCAACCACUGAGCACCCUGCUGUAUACUCCAGGGUGGCAUCGCCAGAAAUGAUCACAAAAGAACCCAGUCCACCAAAGACUACCACACAUUCCUCAUCCCAACAAGAGCUUUCAGCAGGAGUGGGCUUAGAGGACAUUAGCUCUGAAGAAGUCUUUGAGGCUCGCUUCAAAAAACGUGAGUCUUCUCUCACAAGAAGUCUAAAAUUUUUGUCUCGGUCCAAGAAUGACGACAAAUCACAAGCAGCUUUCUCAGACUCCACAGAGUCAGGUGAAGAGAUAUACAGACCUGGGCCAAUUGGUGCACCACUGGAAUUGGCACCAAGGAGACUUGAAGAGAAGUCGAAGUCAGUCCAGGACCUUCGUGAAGCUCAAAAGGACCAAGGCUUUAUGAGAAGACUCUCUAUGCGCCUGAAGAGAACUCCAUCAACCGAGCGCAAGGAUGAAACAACCAAAGAAGAAGACUCAGUUUCUUCAAGACGAAGGCUUUCUUGGACUCUUGGUCGACGAGGAUCACAGGAAAAGAAGGAAGUGGAGAUGAUGCGGAUGGAUGGUGGUGGUGAUGCCUCUGUUGAACAAGAUGAAAAGGAGCUUAAGAAACCUAAUGAAUCACCAGUCUUGACAAUGCGAAGGAAGAUUGAAUCAACAGUGGCUGGGAUCUCCACCAGAAUUCGUAGCUUCUCAGAGGAAAGGAAAACAUCAGAGGAAAAGGAACAAAAGAGGACACCCAUUCUCUCUAUGCUUCGUCGUGCAACAUCAGAGAGCCGUGCUACGAAGGUUGCCAGUGUUCCUCAGAACCAGCUGGCAUCUCAGGCCAGUAAUGGCGCCUCAUCAGAGUCUCUAGACUCUGUGUCCAGCCUAAGGUCAGACGCAUCAAAAGGUGUGGAGGGGGAGCGCAGAUCCCGCUGGGAUAGAUGGGGCCUGACCAGAGGGAGGCGAGACAAAACAGUUUCACAGCCUGACUUACCAACAGCAAUCUCCAGAGAAAAUAGUUCCUUACGCUCACGCCAGUAUUCCAGACUGGCUUCUGAUUUCCCUCCAGUCUUCCACAUCAAGCUGAGAGAUCAUGUCCUGCUGGAGGGGGAUCCAGUCACGCUCAGCUGUCUGCCAGCAGGCAGCCCCCACCCACACAUUACCUGGCUAAAAGAUAAAAAGCCCCUGGAGAUUGAUUCCAGGAUGAACAUGAUCGCCUGCCCUGAUGGCCGGCAGCUACUGAUGAUCAUGCAGACCACCAAGAAGGAUGCAGGGGUUUAUGAGUGUGUGGCCACAAACCCCCUGGCUGCUGUGUCCAGCUCUUGCACGAUAUCUCUUGCUCGCCUGCCCAAUCGUCCUGGGACCCCUGAGAUUCCUCAGAAGUACAACAACACGGCAUUGGUACUGUGGAGGCCCUCAGACAACAUGGCCCCCUGCACAUACUCUCUGGAGAGAAGAGCAGAGGGUGAGAAGAACUGGCUGAUCGUGGCAACUGGGGUGGCAGACUGUUACUACAAUGUGGUUGACCUGCCACCAGGGUGCUCCUUCAGGUUCAGGGUGGCAUGUGUCAACAAAGCUGGCCAGGGCCCCUACAGCAACCUCUCAGAAGUAGUGAGCCUGGAUGCUUCAGAACCAGCUAAAACCAGUGCUACCGUGGUGGUCAAGACGGUCCCUGCAACUUCUCCUACUCCGCCUGUGGUGAUGAUGUCAUCCAUGAAAGUUCCUCCCAUUAAACCAGCUCCUAGUAAAUCCACUACAGUGACACUUGCCCAACCGGUCCCUCCCUCUAUUUCAGCUCCCACUCCACCUGUGGUUAAAUCUGCUUCUCCAAUAACCAUCAAACCCACUGUUCAGGUUGAUGCUAGCCGUCCUGCUGUCGUUCCCCCCAUUAGCACAGCACCCUCUGAACAAGCUCCUGUUCAGACCACCACAAGUGUCCAAGUCACGCCAGCAAAAGCCAAGACCACCCUUAGCAUCAGUAUGAGCAAACCCCAAACCAAGCUGUCGCCCCCGCCUGCUGUUCCACCCAAACCUCGGAGUCCUGUCCAUAAAGCGAUCCCCGUAACCAGCAAAGCUCCUCUUCCUGUAUCUGCACCUUCACCUGCACCUGCACCUGCACCUUCACCUGCACCUGCACCUGCAGCUGCACCUUCACCUGCACCUGCACCUGCACCUGCACCUGCACCUGUCAUCGGGAAGCCUAUUUCAUCUGUGCCAAUGUACGUGCCAACUGCGACUGCACGUGUCACUCCCCCCUCUCAAUCCAGUUCCACCCCGACAGCCACCACCCCCUCAGUCACUCCUGUGACUGUCUCACCGCCUGUGGUGGUGGUGCAGAGCUUGACCCCUGUCCUGCAGGGAGGGGACAGCUGGAGUAGCCCAUCUGGACGGGUCACUCCAUCUGGACGCGCCACCCCAUCAGGUCGGGUCACACCGUCGGGACGCAGGACACCGCUGGGCAAGCCUGGGGAGGGAUCUCUGCGCCAGGGAGUCCCACAGAAACCUUACACCUUCAUGGAUGAGAAAGCAAGGGGUCGUUUCGGUGUGAUCCGUGAGUGCCGGGAGAACGCCACAGGAAACCUCUUCAUGGCCAAGAUUGUUCCGUAUGAGGCAGACAACAAGCAGGCAGUGCUGCAGGAAUAUGACAUCCUCAAGUCCCUUCAUCAUGACAGGAUCAUGGCUCUGCAUGAAGCUUAUGUCACACCACGCUACCUGGUGCUUAUCUCUGAGUACUGCAGUGGAAAGGAGCUGCUCUACAGCCUCAUAGACAGGUUCCGUUACUCCGAGGAUGAUGUGGUGACCUACAUCGUGCAGGUCCUCCAGGGUCUGGACUACCUCCACACCCGACGCAUCCUCCACCUGGACAUCAAGCCAGAGAACAUCAUUGUCACUUACAUGAAUGUCAUCAAGAUCAUAGACUUUGGCAGCGCUCAGACGUUCAACCCUCUCUUCCUCAAGCAGUUCAACCCUCCUAUUGGAACACUGGAGUACAUGUCUCCAGAGAUGUUGAAAGGGGAUGUAGUGGGCCCUCCAGCUGACAUCUGGAGUGUGGGCGUACUGACUUUCGUCAUGUUGAGUGGCAGGUCACCUUUCAUGGAAAAUGAUCCUCAGGAGACUGAAGCCAGGAUCCAGGCGGCAAAGUUUGACCUCUCUAAACUCUACCAGAAUGUGUCCCAAAGUGCCUCUCUGUUUCUUAAAAAGAUCCUCUGUAGCUACCCUUGGGCCCGUCCAUCCAUUAAGGACUGCUUCAGUAACUCCUGGCUUCAAGAUGCCUACCUGAUGCGUCUUCGUAGGCAGACUCUUACCUUUACAACCACCCGUCUCAAGGAAUUCUUGGCCGACCAGCAGCGCAGGCGAGAGGAGGUGGCCACCAAGCACAAAGUUCUCCUGCGGUCCUACAAGAGCUCGACACAAAGCCCCACCAGCCCCACCACGCCAAAUGUGCCACCCCCACCCACCACACCUGUGACCCAGUGAAAACAGGCUUCCAAACAGCAGUUGGUGGGACUGCACGGGGGAACAUCCUCAGAGCGAGACGAGACUUUGAGCCGCCAGGUGGGAUGGUCCCUUCAGGUCCCAGCUGUUGAACUUGGUCAGAAGAAAAAAAAAAUACUGAUGAAACCAGCAGUGGCUGUGAUCUACAGAGACAUCAUUUCUUUUUCUUUUCUGGUUCUGACAGAGAAUCUGAAAGAACGAUUUAAUGCCUAAGGAACUCCUACAAUCAGAGCCUGACUGCAUUUUUUAUAAUGUGGACCUUGUUCAUACAUGGCAGGAUGGUGUCUUCAAGUUAGUACCUCAAGGUUUGUAACUUUGCAUACAUUUUGGAUAAAUUACUUCUUUUCUUAGGGUCAACUCUACACUGAUUACAGGGGACACAUAUAAAUACAUUGUAGUAACCCACCAUGAAAGGCCUGAAAUUGCUAUUAUAGAUUUUUGAUGUUUAAAAAAAAAAAAAUUGAAGUCAUUCACGAGGUUCCAAAAUAAUCCAGAACAACUAAAACAAUGAUGCCUUUUCCAUAGUAACGCCUCUACUCUCUCAGUCUAUCACAGGCUCAUAUUCAAAUGUUUCCUGAGCAGUCAAAUCUAUGAUGUCUAAUUCUCUGUCCUUGAUCAAAGACAACUUGGGAUGCUAAAUAUUUCCCUCCAUUAACUUAAUCUAUCACUUUACUUACAGCAGUGUAAUUCGUGCUGUCUGAGUUUUUAUACUGCCAUAGCACCUCAAAUGAUCGUCAAGAUUGUAGCAGCCCCAGAGAGAACUUUGUUUGUUUUGUAUGGAGUUUAUGAAAUAUGAAUGAAUAUAUAUUGAGUUCAGAGGAUACAUUGGACAGCUCUCAAGGGCUAUUAAAAAAGGACUCUUUUAAUCAGCACAAAUUUCUUCCCUAAUGUUAAGAAAUAUGAUAAUUAUGAUUCUCUCAUUCUCAAAAGCAGGGUUUAUGUUUUUUGUUAUUAUCAUCCUCUUUGCUCUUAGUGAUGAUCUGGACAGCGUAAGUGACUCCAUGCAGUACUGUCACUGUGUUGGCGCCUGGCCGACACUGGCUCCUUCACCACACAUAAGCUAACAAACACCUUAUUGGCUUCCAGUCGAACAACACUCUUCCACCCAGCCCAGUGUCAAGGAUCCAGUUUGAUUAGCCAUGCACUCGUCUCUUGAGUUUACUAAAAUGAGGUUUACAAGUUUUCCGGGGUCAGUUUGUCAGUUUAUACUUUAACUGCACUUUGACACGAGACCCUCAUUAAAUGUUAGAUUGUUUAGGGGGUAAGUGGUGAACUGAAUAACCCACUGGUGAUACUGGGGUGCCUCUAAGUGCCAUUAAAGAGUUAGCAUUAGUCAGCAUUAAAUAGCCUCCACAGUUCAUCGAGAUAGGCUGUUGAUGAAGACAUUGCUGAGUGUAUUAAUUCUUAUUUUAAGUAUAAUUUUCAACAGUUAACAGCUCAGCUACUGCUUUCUUUGAUUGUUAUAAAUUACAGUUUUUAAAUGGCAGAACUUUUUAUAAAUAAAAGGAAGGUUUUAAUUGGUUAGAAUUAGCAUUCAACAUACAUAAAUGCUUAUUGGUUUAUUCCCUUAAUUAAAGUUUCAAACACCUUUUUAGUUUCCAGACCAUACAAGCUUACACUGUCAACAGUGAUCAAAUGAUAAAUCCGAGACAUUGCAGCCUCUGCAGACUGUACAAAAUAUUAAAUCAGAAAUGUGAGACAAUCUAUACACAUCUAGGGAAAAAAAAAA
Molecule: messenger RNA, 12583 nt
Organism: Seriola dumerili (greater amberjack)
Lineage: Eukaryota; Metazoa; Chordata; Actinopteri; Carangiformes; Carangidae
Gene: spegb
Product: striated muscle-specific serine/threonine-protein kinase-like
Exons: 41
Coding region: 1-10836 (3611 amino acids)
Biological process (GO): protein phosphorylation
Molecular function (GO): ATP binding; protein binding; protein kinase activity
Source: RefSeq, a predicted model, not a curated record